GCAGGAAAGAAAAAUCCUCUCACGACUGGAUCCAGCAAUUCCGGGGCAGCACACAUCCCAUCGGACCCCAGAGCUGUAUCCCAGAAAGGUCCAUGUGUGGAAAACAGUUUGCACUUCAGAGCCUGGCCCAGCCACAAUCUUCACCCCUGCCGGGGACAUGGAGCUUGUGAUCCAGGCUGAGGAAGAGAAAGGGCCUGCUCCAGGCUUUCGUUUCCUGGCUGAAGUUUCUCUUGUGGGUGCAGCGUCUGCAUCCCAGGGUGAUGAGGUUAAGGGCUCAGCGGCGGUGUGAGUGGUAGUAUUCCGAUAGCCCUUGUGCCGGUCACCCGAGGACAUUCAUCCUCUCUCCGACUGCCAUGGACAACGGGUCGUGCUGUCUCAUCGAGGGAGACCCCAUCUCCAAGGUGAUGCCACCGCUACUCAUCCUGGCCUUCGUGCUUGGUGCCCUAGGCAACGGGAUAGCGCUGUGUGGUUUCUGCUUUCACAUGAAGACCUGGAAACCGAGUACUAUUUACCUUUUCAACUUGGCCGUGGCUGAUUUUCUCCUCAUGAUCUCCCUACCCUUGCGGACAGACUACUACCUCAGACGGAGGCACUGGGCCUUUGGGGAUAUUCCCUGUCGCCUGGUGCUCUUCAUGCUGGGCAUGAAUAGGGCGGGGAGCAUUGUCUUCCUCACCGUGGUGGCUGCUGACAGGUAUUUCAAAGUGGUCCACCCCCACCACCCGGUGAAUGCCAUAUCCAACCGGACAGCAGCUGCGGCAGCCUGUGUGCUCUGGACCUUGGUCAUCUUGGGGACUAUGUACCUUCUCAUGGAGAGUCACCUGUGUGUGCAGGAAACAGGGUCGUCUUGUGAGAGCUUCAUCAUGGAGUCAGCCAACGGGUGGCAUGAUAUCAUGUUCCAGCUGGAGUUCUUCCUGCCUCUAGCCAUCAUCGUGUUUUGCUCCUUCAAAGUUGUCUGGAGCCUCAGACGGAGGCAGCAGCUGGCCAGACAGACUCGGAUGAAGAGGGCCACCCGCUUCAUCAUGGUGGUGGCUGCUGUGUUCAUCACGUGUUACCUGCCCAGCGUGUUAGCCAGGCUCUAUUUCCUCUGGACAGUGCCCUCCAGUGCCUGUGACUCCUCUGUCCACACAGCCCUCCACGUCACCCUCAGUUUCACCUACCUGAACAGCAUGCUGGACCCUCUCAUCUACUAUUUCUCAAGCCCCUCGUUCCCCAAGUUCUAUACCAGUCUCAAAAUCUGCAGUUUGAGACCCAAACGCCCAGGACACUUGAAGACACAGAGGUCAGAAGAGAUGCCAAUUUCCACCCUCUGUCGUAAGAGCUCCGUCGAUGGGGCAAAUAGCUCCCAAAGGCCGUCAGAGGGGCAGUGGGAUCUCCAAGUGUGUUGAAUGGCGUUAAGGCAAAUGGCCCAACCACAAGGCAGAGGGAUGGGCAACUGUGAGUUAAAUGGGUGGGGACUUCAAAAAUGCCACCGCUGUUUCUCAGCUGUGUCUUUCAGGUGGAAAUGAAUUCCAUGUCAUUCUGCCUUUUCCAGAAGGGUCCAGUUGCUUGAAGUGAGUUAGUUGUGUUUAAAUAUUCUGAUUGCUAUGGUAAGAG
Molecule: messenger RNA, 1593 nt
Organism: Microtus ochrogaster (prairie vole)
Lineage: Eukaryota; Metazoa; Chordata; Mammalia; Rodentia; Cricetidae
Gene: Hcar1
Product: hydroxycarboxylic acid receptor 1
Biological process (GO): G protein-coupled receptor signaling pathway
Cellular component (GO): plasma membrane
Molecular function (GO): G protein-coupled receptor activity
Source: RefSeq, a predicted model, not a curated record